This is a messenger RNA of Thelazia callipaeda (thelaziosis nematode), 1086 nucleotides long. The record is from the annotation of a GenBank genome assembly. NCBI's taxonomy places the organism in Eukaryota, Metazoa, Nematoda, Chromadorea, Rhabditida, Thelaziidae.
AUGAUAUUAAAACAAGGAAUUAUUUACAAACAUGUUGGAAAGGGUAAGUGGGCUGAUUUUUGGUAUAUUUGUUCGUAUGAAGAGGACGGAGUUUAUUUGAUAAUUACCAAAGAUUCGUCGACAAAAAAGACUACAGAAAAAAGCAUAAAUCUAAAAGCUGCUUCAAAAGCGAUUCGUUUUGGAACAACCUGUAAUGAUUUAUAUGAUAAACCGGAAUACUACGGUAAUGAUCCACGUAUUCAUCCCAGCGCUUAUAUCGCAAUAUUGGCUGAAAAAAUGACUCUCAAAAAAGAUUACGUGAAGACACUUUGGCUGUGUGCUCAAUCGACUCUAGAAAUGUUUGAAAUGAUUACAAUAAUUUCAAGAUGUCAUAUGGCUCAAAAACUCGCAGCACCUUCGAUUAAUGCCCAAAAUGAUUCAAAUGCAUUACAUCAUUAUCUACCGAUUGCAUUUGAUCCAAAAUCAUCAUGGGAAAAAUAUUAUGAUAAUCCAUCAAGUAAUGAAAUACCAUUUUGUGAUUUAUCAGUGAUUACGAGCUCAAUAAAACAAAAACCUUUGAACGUAUCGUCAACACCAACUACAAAGCCACAAUUUAAAAUUACAAAAGCACCAAUUCUGGAAGAACCAACAAAUAUAAAAUUAAUCCGAAUUGAAGAACUUCCAGAGCUUCCACUUAUUUCUCCAAAACCUUCUAUUAUUUAUAAAGCUGAACGAAACUGUGAAAAUUUAUCACGGCAAAGUCAAUUUGAUGGUCAUGAUGAUUUCCAGGCACAAACAGGUGUUAAUUCGAUCGCAUCUACAUGUACAAUUAUUGUUGAUGCAUUUUUGGAACCAAAAAAUUCAGAGCACAUUAAGUGGCAAAGCACAUGGACAAAUGAAUUAUCCACCGCAUGCAACGAAUACAAUCAGAAUCUUUUUUUCAAGGAUGAAAAUUUGCAUAUUAAAAUACAGCAGUUUAAAAAUAAAGACGAUAUAGUGAUUAGUGACCAAUCAUCUUACACUAUCGAGAUGCAGUCAUUUGAAAAUGGAAAUAAGACUGAUUCCCAAGAAGAUCACAAUAAUGAUUGCGAAUCUACAACUAGUUAA